This is a messenger RNA of Fonsecaea nubica, 717 nucleotides long. Its product is annotated as aspartyl/glutamyl-tRNA(Asn/Gln) amidotransferase, C subunit. NCBI's taxonomy places the organism in Eukaryota, Fungi, Ascomycota, Eurotiomycetes, Chaetothyriales, Herpotrichiellaceae. The coding region runs from base 1 to 717 and encodes 238 amino acids. Gene Ontology annotation, molecular function: glutaminyl-tRNA synthase (glutamine-hydrolyzing) activity. Gene Ontology annotation, biological process: regulation of translational fidelity; glutaminyl-tRNAGln biosynthesis via transamidation. The record is from RefSeq and is a predicted model, not a curated record. The transcript has a single exon.
AUGCCUAGAAUUCCGCGACAAGCGUUCAACAUCCGCACCGCUUUGUCCGGACCUAUUACCAGCCCAGCUCGCGAAAAGGAAUUGAGGCUCGUCAAGAAAAUCGACAUCUCCCCAGAAAUUGAAUCACUUCUCGAGAAGCCUACGUGGUCUGUGUCUCAGCUAUUGCCCACAUCGUCGCGGCGACUUAGAAAGACAGACUCUGCUACCACGACAGACGGGACUUCAUCGGAAGCACAGACACCGUUGAAAGAUGAGUCUCCAGCGGGCUCGAAAGAGAUAACGCGUGACAAACUCCACCACCUCCUCCGCCUCUCCGCACUACCUCUUCCCAAGUCCAAGGCCGAAGAAGGUCAAAUGCUCCAGGACCUGCGCGAUCAAGUCCACUUCGUCAAGGAAAUCCAAAAGGUCGACACAACAGGGAUCGAACCUCUUGUGGCCAUCCGCGACGAAACCUCUGAACACAGGCAAGAACGCACUAUUACCCGAUCGACCCUAGCUGAGUUUCUCGCGCUCGAGGAGAAGAAGGGCAAGAACGGCACGAUCAGGAGAAGGAGAGAUACGUAUCAGGUCACAAGUUUCACGACGGACAGUCAACCGUGGGAGGAGGACCCGUUGCCGUGGAGUAAGGUUGAGGAUCCCUGGGCACUCGGAGAGGGCGCAGAGAGUAGAAAGAUGGGGCGGUUCUUUUACGUCAAAAGGCAGGCCCCCGAAAAGUAG